AGGAAAGGACAUGACAAUUCUGAUGAUGUUGGGAAAUCUAUAAGCAAAACAGCGAUUUUCUCUAAAUAUAUAACAUUAGAAUACCGUAAGUACAAGUUGACAACACCAUAUUGCUAUUAUUCUAUGACAAUGCAUCUCUAAGUGUGGGGUUUACUCAAACGUUUCAUGUUAUCUUCGACCGGGAUAGUAAAGGUUUAUGAGCCCUUUCCCCCUCCCCUAUGCGUUCUGCGUGGAUAGUGCGGGCGAGGCGCAAGGAGGGCGCGGUGGCGCGUGAUCCACUGUCGAUCGCGGAGUUUUCGUUAGGGCCACUAAGGUUACAUGGAGAAGUGGGAAAUGAUUUGAUCGAAGAUGUCAAAUGCGGAACAGGAGGUAGAACCGGUUGCGGUGGCGGUGGGUAACGGAGUUGACACGAGUCGCUGUUACUGGAGAGAGCACUCAGCAGAUGACCACAAGCAUCUUCACCAUGAUCCGGUAAAAAUUGAGACUAUCACCCGAAGUAGAAAAAUGGAGAGGUCAUUCUCCAGAGAAGCUGGCAGUGUAAGGGGAACCAUGUCAACGUCUGAAGACAGCUUCCCAACAGCUCUACCCAUGUUGCUGGCCAUCGUGGAGGGGCCCGACAGGCACCCUGCAGACGAGGGGUCUCAGGAAGUGCUGCGGGCGAAACUAUGCCUCCUGGAGGCCGACAGCGCGGAGGUCAACGCUCUCUUUACGGAACUCUCUGCCAGGCUGGUCACCAUCAACAGUGAAGAAAACGUUAUAUUCGUCGCAUUCAAAACAUUCGAAGAGAUAUGGAAGUUCACCACAUAUUACACAAUGGGCUUUCUGGGUCAGUGCAUGGAGAACCUGCUCCUAGACCAGGAUUUCUGGUUGAGCUCUAUGGACGAGAAGAACGUGGGCAUAGAGAUCUCUAUCCAAGAGGACACUCUCAACCUAAUGUACAAAGGCAUCCUCAUGCAAGAGGGUUCCUUCUUCGCCAGCUGCAGUUCCACCCAGAUGUUUGACAGCUCCACCUCUGGUAGUGACCUCUACCUGGAGCAGGGGGACAUAGCCCUGUUCGAGCCCCCGUUCUUGGGGUCGGGGUGGACUGUACUGUCCCUGGGGGAUGGAGCCCGGGGGACCAAGCCCAAACCAGCCCUGGAGCCCGUCAUACCCUUCCACCAAUGGUUCUUGAAAUCCUGUGCGGAGAACAUCUUAGUUGGUAGUGGCAAGCCAGCAUGUGACUUCCUCUGCCAGUUUGCCACAGGCUCCUGCAUUGCCACUGUGGAGUAUGACGCAGGAGGGCCAGAUGAGCUGAGCCUGGAGCAGGGUGAUCACGUCAUCAUUGUGGGCCUGUUGGUGUCGUGCUUCGAGUGGUUCACUGGCAGGCUAGAGAGGACAGGAGAGGUGGGACUGGUGAUGACAACACUGGUCAAGCCAGCUGAUGAUACCCUUUGUGAGUCGGCGGACAUAUUCCUAGACAAAGAAGAAAGGUUAUUUUUUAACCUGAAAGAAGAGCAGAUCAAAGAAGAAACUAUUGCCUUGCUGAAGAAAAUCUCCCAGAAUGAUGUUGGAUCCGUCUACAAACUUGAUCUGAUUGAUCAACCAGAUUCUCCAAAGGAACCAACUCAAAAUGGUUCCCAAGGAAACAUGGACGCUCACCAACAAGCAGAACUGAAGAGGAAGAUAGAAGAGAUUCUACAAGAAGGGAAGGAGAAAGUGCCUUGUGCGACUGUGAUGACAAACGGAACUCUGGAGGACCACAGUGAGUCCUCUAAGACUACAUUACCCAGUGGGCCUCACUUCACCGUCCACCCAGUAGAGGAAGGCACCACCACCAACCAAGAGAAACUCCUUCCUUUUCUAUCCUUUCUGGGCGGCUCUGACUACAAACCAGAUUUUGGCACCCUCUACGGACAAACCCCAGAACUGCUCCUUGCCACUUUCAAAGGCCAUUCGGAUGACAUUGACGAAUUGGUGGCAUACUUAGGCAUAGCCAGGGAAACAGCCAGGAAGAAGCGUCUCCAUUGGUCGCAGAGCCGCCUCUGUAUGCUUUUGGGGAAACUCUGCGCGGGAAGUUCAAAAUUCUCCCAGGCUCGAGUCUACUUUGAGGAGGCCCUCAGCAUCCCUCGAGAAGGAUUCACGGACAUGCUAAUGCUAGCUAACAUCUAUGUAAACCUAGCUGUGAUCUAUCUUAUGCAACAAAACACAGAGAAGUACUUUGCUUUGUCAGAGCGGAUUGCUGCAUUGCUUAUGGGUAUCCCUGACUGCGUCUCUACUGUAGAAAAAGACUCUGAAGUUCUCAAAUUCAUCCUGAAGAAAGCGGUUCUCGCUCAAAACAAGAUGGCUGAAGCACGUGCUUGUUUCCUUCUAGCAAAGCUCCACUGGAGGCGAGGCGAGGGGGCGGACGCUGUCCCGUUCUUGGAGAGACUUCUGGUUCUCUCGGCAGAGCCAGCAGGUGUCCGGAGCGUCAGGCCCAGCCACGGCUACCUGAGCCUGGGGAGACUGUACAGCCAGCUCUCCCUCCCCCAUCUCUGUGUCAGCUCAGCCAGGAGAGCCACAAUGCAUCCGUCCGCUAGGCUAGCCGAUUGUCUGAAUGGAAUGGGGCUAGUGCUGGAGAACACAGCCAGACUCUAUGGGAUCCGGAAGCAGGAAGACACCAUUCCAGCUCAAGUGGCUCUGUAUCUGAGCCGGUCGCUCUCUUUCACUGGGGAAUUAGCUGGAGUCGGUGGCAAUGGUGACCACACUCUAAGCCAGGCACUCACACUCUGCCUAUCCCAGCUGUUUCAGAAACACGGGAAACUAGGACGUGCGGUGCGCUCCAUGCACACUCUCAUAGACAAUCAUUGCGGGCCGUCAUCAUCAUCAGGCGCCACUAGCAGCCCUGAACGCAUCAGCGCCCUCGUGUGGCUAGCCUGGCUGCACAUCUGUGACAGCCAACCGGAGGUAUCACUAGACGUCCUCGACUCAGUGCUGGCCUCCAUGCCAGAACACUGCACUACUCCACAGGAAGGAUUGGUCCACAACAUGAGAGGUGUGGCCCUUCGAUGCAUGGGAGACCUGCGGAGGGCGGCAGAGAGCUACCAGGCAGCCAUUUAUGUGUGUGAGGAGUUUGAGGACAGGGCCAACUGGGCAGUCGCGCAGGCUAACCUGGGGUUGCUGUGUCUGAAGGCUGGGGCUAAGGGUCUGGCGGAGAGGCAUCUCACGGAAGCCGUGGAGCUGUUCUCAGAGCUGGGUGGAGAGGAGCAUGAGGUGAACUUUAUAACAGUGCUGCUGGAGCUGGGACAACACUGUGUGAACCAGAGACUCCUGGAAAGAGGGAAGAUCUACUUUGAGUGGGCUCUGCUGAUGGCCAUUAAGUCAAACCAUUUAGACAGUCAGUUAAGUGCGACGCGGCGUCUGUGCCACCUGUACGGAGCUGUAUGUUCUGACGAAGCUCAGUGCAUAAUCUACAAAGAACAUCAGCUUGCCAUACUGGCGACCCGGGGAGACAGGGGACAGGAGGGGGAGGUGCUGGAGACCAUCAGCCAGCUAUACCUCAGUCUGGGGACAGAGAGGGCUAGGCGGUCGGCUCUGGACUACACCAAGCGUAGCCUGGGUAUCUUCAUAGACCUGGGCCGUAAGGAAAAGGAGGCAUAUGCCUGGCUGCAGGCUGGGAAGAUAUACCAAAUGCUGGGCCAAACCGAACUAGUGGACCUCUAUGUACAGGUGGCCCAAGAUGUGGGCCUGAGUACAGGAGACACACACUUUAUCCUACAGCUGCUGGAGGCAGCUGGGGAUGUCUUCUUCAACCUCAACCAGGAGAGAGAGAAGGCUGUCUGCUUCUAUAGGGACCGUGCCCUGCCCAUCGCUGUGAGGACCAGCAGUACAGAGGCCAGACUAAGGCUGUCUAACAAGCUGGUGGAGCUGCUACUGCAACUGAAGCUGUAUGGAGAGGCCGUGGAGUUCGCCCAGGCCGCCCUGGACAUCAGUGUUACACUGGGAAAUCGUCUAAAUGAGCGCGUGGCCUUCCACCGGCUGGCCACCCUGUACCACUGUCUGGGUCAGUUUGAACUGGCUGAACACUACUACCUGAAGACCCUCUCCCUCUGCCCCACGCCCCUGGAGUUUGAUGAGGAAACCCUGUACUACGUUCGAGUCUAUCAGACGCUAGGGGACAUCAUCUUCUAUGACCUGAAGGACCCCUACGAUGCCGCGGGGUACUACCACCUAGCGCUGGCAGCAGCCAUGGACCUCGGCAACAAGAAGUCCCAGCUCCAGCUCUGCACGCGAUUGGCUACGAUCUACCACAACUUUCUGGUUGACCGGGAGCUCUCACUCUUCUUCUACCAGAAAGCGCGAGCGUUCGCCUCAGACCUCAAUGUACGCCGCAUCAACCUCUCGCCCGACCAGAACUUCAGUAGUAUGUCGCAGUACAAGUCGAUUAGGGUUAGCACUCGGGAACCAACAACAAAGUAACCACCAAACCACCAUCUUGGUUUGAAGUUUGGCAGAAGAAUGGAGAGUUUAAGGUAGAGGAAAUUGUGCCAAGUGGAUGUCGUAUGUUGGGUUUGAAGAAGUGUACAUAUGUAAUUUUGAGCUUUUUAAACCAUUAAGAUGUGUUGAUGUGAUUUUGCCAAUUAGGGUUCUGUGCCGUACUGAACAAUUUCACUUAUAGAAUCAUAUACCAAUAUCUACAAUUGUCUUCAGUUGAUGACCUGAAAUUAGAUGAAGUCAUGGUAAAAGGAAUGAAUCAUGAAAGACAUACAGUACCAGUCAAAAGUUUGGACACCCCUACUCAUUCAAGGGUUUUUCUUUAUUUUGACUAUAUUAUACAUUGUGGAAUAAUAGUCAAGACAUCAGAACUAUG
Messenger RNA from Salmo salar (Atlantic salmon), 4825 nucleotides. Its product is annotated as SH3 domain and tetratricopeptide repeat-containing protein 1. Gene Ontology annotation, molecular function: protein binding. NCBI's taxonomy places the organism in Eukaryota, Metazoa, Chordata, Actinopteri, Salmoniformes, Salmonidae. The record is from RefSeq and is a predicted model, not a curated record.